This is a messenger RNA of Chaetomium fimeti, 1016 nucleotides long. RefSeq lists its product as uncharacterized. NCBI's taxonomy places the organism in Eukaryota, Fungi, Ascomycota, Sordariomycetes, Sordariales, Chaetomiaceae. The transcript has a single exon. The record is from RefSeq and is a predicted model, not a curated record. Bases 108 to 638 code for a protein of 176 amino acids.
GAUACCCUCACCAUCAAUCGCAGGGUUCAAGUCGACAACCCACUGACCUUUCAUAUUCAUAACCCACACAUCUUCAUACACCUUUUCAAGUGUCACCACCUUUCAUCAUGAAGUAUCUUACUGCGAUCACCACCCUUUUCGCCGCCGGUGCUAUUGGCACUGCGAUCCCAGCGGCACGCUCUGGCGGCUCAGCCGGCUACCACCUGAACCUCACCCUUGUCACAGAGGGUAAGGACCAGUACUGGCUCCUGACGGACGACAACCUGCCCGCCGGUCUCCCCGCCACGCCCGGCACUCUCACGAGCCGGUCUUCCCACCCGGGUCUCCAGGCACGGGAUACCCCGGAAUGCUCGGGCAACCACCAGGCGCCCACCGGCGACUGCUACAACCUGCUCGCGGCGCUCAGCAACGACCUCAACGAGAUCCCGGAAUCGCCGCGCAACAUCCGCUACACCAACUGCUAUGCGAGCUGGUCCAGGGCGGCCAGCGGGGUCCGCGCGGAGCUGUACAACGCCGGGGCCGACAUCUACAACACGUGCAACUCCAACGGCAGGGUCUCGGGCCUGAAGAGAAAUGUCAACAUCCAGGGCACCACCCUGACGCAGUGCCUUUCCGAUCGGCCUAACGGUUGUAGCUAGGCGUUGUCGGGAGGAUUUGGGGCGGGGGUUGCUGGGUGGCUGUGGUGGUUGGAUGGAUGUCCCAUGUGGUAAAUAGGUGGUGGGAGAGAGUCUGACGUUGAUCAUAGGUAGCUGAGGUACCUGACGGGAGGUAGUGAUGUUGAACUCUGAAGGGUUGAUUUCAUGAUCUAUUCAAAUUUUGGUCGUGUUUGAAAGUUGCAAUCAGGUCAUAGUGUUUGUUUGUACAGAUCUGGAUGCAAUCGAAUGAUAUUACAAUGCCACGAUGAAGAAACAGAUUUCAGCUUUGGACUUUUCACUCGGCGGUCCAGAUCCCGCUCGCCACUUUCUAAGAAAAAGGAUAGACUCGAUGGACAGACAGGCCGAAAGGAGUUGUUUGCC